Molecule: messenger RNA, 902 nt
Organism: Hippoglossus stenolepis (Pacific halibut)
Lineage: Eukaryota; Metazoa; Chordata; Actinopteri; Pleuronectiformes; Pleuronectidae
Product: T-cell surface glycoprotein CD3 delta chain
Exons: 5
Coding region: 58-567 (169 amino acids)
Biological process (GO): positive thymic T cell selection; cell surface receptor signaling pathway
Cellular component (GO): external side of plasma membrane; alpha-beta T cell receptor complex
Molecular function (GO): transmembrane signaling receptor activity
Source: RefSeq, a predicted model, not a curated record
UCUCCACCUGUCAUCAGCAGAACUCAGAAGAAAGAGGAGAGCACACACACACACACAAUGAAAUUUAAAUCAUUUGUGCCUGCGUGUUUGCUGCUGCUUUGGACACUGCCAGACACAGCAGCAGUUGAAAAGAUUGGAGUCACAACAACAUUAGACGGGAUUAAGAUGACUUGCAAGGGCGGAGGUGAAUAUUUCCCAAGUACACAGGAGCCAUCUAUGAAUCUGAUCUACAAAGAUGAGAACACAGGAGAGUACCAUUGCCUCAAAAACGAAACGAAACUCAUCACAAUCUUUGUGAAAUUUCGGACCUGUGACACCUGCAUCGAGCUGAACCCAGCUUCCAUAGCCGGCAUCGCUAUUGGAGAUGCGGUGGCAACAAUCGUGUUAGGAGUGGCUGUCUACCUUGUCGCGUCUCAGGCUGGUCCAGUCAGCCCUCACAAGAAAACUUCCAAUCGGCAGCCUCCAACUGACACGCGCAGCAGAACCCCAAACGACCCAUACCAGCGUCUGAGAUUCAAAAAUGGUGCUCGGAAGGACGAAUAUGAUGUUAUUGGCAACGUUAGAUAGAGGGAUGGCCCCCCCGCCCACAGUACGCUUUUUAAUGUGUAGCAUGUGAUGCAUUGUCGCUCAACCCUGAUGUAGUUUGCUCUUUAUGAUACUCUUUUUUUUUUUAAAUUGUGUUUAUUUUCACUGUGCUUGCUUGAUGAGCUUGUUGCAUGUCAAGUUCAGUAGCAGCCAUCAUCAUUUUUAUUUUAGCAGUAUUUUUGACCAUGUGUUAUUUUCCUUAAUUAACCAUGUUCUCUCUUCAUAUAUUGGGCUGCUACAACAGCAACAUCACAAUAAACCUUAAAAAUGUUACUGUGUUCCCGAAACUUUGCAAUAAAAUAAAUGCCUGUCUUGUC